GGGGUCCACCAUGCCAUGUCUGCUGUGACGUGUUUUCUGUUUGUCCUAGGUAAGGGGGCGGAGCCCUCAGGAGGCAGCAAGACGCUGGUCUCCUUUCCUGUGAAACAGCCUCAUGUCUGGCCAUCGGCGACAGGUGAGAACGCAGCCCACCCGUCCACUAUUCUCCAACACCUGGAGGUAGGAAGGGAAAGUUCUGUGGAUCCGGGGCAGAAAACGGCAAGAUCUGAACCUCGCCAAGAAGAAGAAGACGAUUCCUCCUCCUCUUCCUCCUCCUCCUCCUCAUCAUCCGACUCAGACAGUGACCUGGAGGAGGACAAAAAGAGAAAGGAAGCUGCUGAGGAGAAGAAGAAAGAUCAAUCCGACCCGAAAUGGGGCUCCAAGGACCCGAAGACACAUACGGGACAACCAGGAACUCGACAACAGGAAAUCCCGGGAGGAGAGAAAGCGGGAGAAGACUCGACCCAUGUCCCCCCAGCUGUGGGGAAACGGAAACCCAAGCUACAGAAGAUACCCCGUGCGGGGGAGAAGGCAACCACUGGUGGCCAGGAUCUCACUGGAGAACCAUCGGAAGAUGUUGUCCCGGGUGUGGACACAAAAUCUGGGAAGAAGACACUCAGUGGUGUCCAGGAUCUCGCUGGAGAAGACUUGGUGGAUGAUCCCCCGGCUGUAGAUACAAAGUCUAUGAGGAAGACACCCCAGUCUAUGGAGAAGACACCCAGUGGUGGUCAGGAUCUUGCUGGAGAAGACUUGGUGGAUGUUGCCCCGGCUGUAGACACAAAAGUGCAGAAGACACCCCAGUCUAUGGAGAAGACACCCAGUGGUGGUCAGGGUCUCGCUGGAGAAGACUUGGUGGAUGUUGCCCCGGCUGUAGACACAAAGUCUAUGGAGAAGACACCCAGUGGUGGUCAGGAUCUCGCUGGAGAAGACUUGGUGGAUGUUGCCCCGGCUGUAGACACAAAGUCUAUGAGGAAGACACCCCAGUCUAUGGAGAAGACACCCAGUGGUGGCCAGGAUCUCACUGGAGAAGUCUUGGUGGAUGUUGCCCCAACAUUCGGCACGGAGAAACCAGCAUAUGGUGAGGCUCGGGCUCCAGAACAGGCUGAAGAGGGAAGACUUGCCAGCAGCCGGGGUCAGGAUGUCGGAGAAACACAAUCCUCUGGUGGGAACAACAAAGAUCCUUCUGAAGAACCUUCAGUCUCCUCUCCGGAUCUCUCGGUUGAAUCGGAUGACCCGUCACCAGCGGCUUCAUUGACUCCGCCUCCUUCAGCGGCUCCACCUCCUCCUUCAGCGGUCCCGCCUCCUGCUUCAGCGGCUCCAUCCCCAGAAGAGCCCUUCGAUAAUUCCAAAUAUCAGAACCAACAGCACUUCUCCUACACCCCGUUCACCUUCGUGGAUUAUGACGUGGACCUCUCAACGUACCGCCUCCCUCAGCCUUCUUCUGGGAGACCCUCCCCCUUCCACUGAGUGUUUCUUCAUCAGGGGGACACUGAGACCGGCUUCAUCAGGGGGACCUUCCGACCCGACAGUGAGACCCCCCUGUGAUGGAACUGUAUAAUAAUAAAUCCUCUGUAUAUUCUCUAUGAA
Messenger RNA from Rana temporaria (common frog), 1584 nucleotides. It is a transcript of the gene NDUFV3, whose product is annotated as NADH:ubiquinone oxidoreductase subunit V3. Gene Ontology annotation, cellular component: mitochondrion. The transcript is spliced from 2 exons. Bases 16 to 1464 code for a protein of 482 amino acids. The record is from RefSeq and is a predicted model, not a curated record. Gene Ontology annotation, biological process: mitochondrial ATP synthesis coupled electron transport. Lineage: Eukaryota; Metazoa; Chordata; Amphibia; Anura; Ranidae.